ACUUUUUUGUUUUUGGUGAGGUGUUUCAUUUUGGUUCUCUGAAAUUUCCACCACUGUUAUUAAACUAAUGGACUUUGAGUUGUUCAAUUUGGACGAAGACGAUGAAUUGUUAAGUACAGCUUGUUUAGAAGCUACGCAAGACCACUUGACGGCUCCGCAACAAACACAAACAUUAGCUGGAGCAAUUACAGAGACCGUCCUCCCCGAGUUACAAUGCAGCGGCGAGGACUCUACACAUUCCCAAUUUGCCAUCGAGGGAUUCGUAAAAUGUGGUUUUAUGCUGGCACAACCCGAACAUGCUUGGCGGCAAAUAAGCGAAGAAGAAAUCCUUACGGAAUUUGAGUUUGGUGUGAAACACUUGCUUGAACAUGACGCGGUGCAAUUCUUCUUCGGCAGUGCUUUUUUGCAUAUCCAACAUCUGUGGACUAGUGUCCGGCAGCCACUCAACACAAACGAAACGCACAGCAACUAUCAGCGCAGACAACAAAUAACGCAUUUGCUCUAUUUGUUGUUGCAUCACACAUCCGAAGAGCAGUGGUCACUGUUGCGGCCCAAAUUGGACAGUAUGCGUCGGUUAUUAAAUCGUACCACUGAAAUAGAUACCUGGAAGCUAAUCUACUUCGCCAAUAGUUGCAAAGGUAAUGAAUGCAAUGCGGCCGCAUAUCAUAUGUUGCAUGGCGCACUCGAGUGGAAAUUGUUGGAUUUGUGUAUUCUGUACAAAUUUGAAUUGUGUGCUCAUGUAGCGCAGUUAGAUAACAAUGCAAAGCCAAGUGCUACCUUUAUGUGCCAAUUGGAACGUUUAUUCGAGGACUUACUGGCGUGCUCGUUGUAUUUAUACACAAAAAAACGACCUGCUGAACUACUGCACAGUUCUCCUUUUCCCUGUACAUGCAUAAAGGAGUGUUGGUUGUAUGUGCAACUUGUGUUGGAGAAAUGGGAGCUUACCUCACUUGCAGUAGCUGGAGAGCAAAUACAGUUUUGGCACAUUUUCAAUGAAACAAUUUCAAAACUAAAAACCCAGUUGGAUAAAUUCGCACUAACUACAGUAUCGAUUGCCGAAUUCACAAAUUGGAUACUGCAUGCAUUGGUACGUUUGUUUGGCUAUCAAUCCAAUGGAAAGUAUGUUGGUCCAUCUCAUGAGCGCGCAUCUGUUGAUGCAGCAGAGAACUUUGAAAUUCUUGAACAAUGCACGCAACAGUUUCUUAAUGGAAAUCCCAGCGAGGAGCAGAUACGUGUCUUUAUUUGCCUUCUCACGCCAACACUAUUACAUUGGUGGUGUCCACGUGUAGGCAUACCUAUGCUACUGUGGGAGCACUUCCAUAAGCGACUCAAUGCAUCAUUCUACGCUGCAGGUUCUGCCCCAAGCAAUCUGGCAGUUGCUUGUGCCAGCGGUAAGGCAUAUGUGGAACGUUAUCGUGCGCUGCUCACACACGAAGAUGCUACUCACGAUGCUAAUUUAAGCAGUUACACGCUGUUUACGUUGCUAUUGGGCAAAAAUCUCCGAUGUUUAUUAGAAAAUACUGCGACGCGACAUCAAGCACAAAAACUGCUCGGGCGUAUCUAUACAAAAUUCAGUGCGCGAAAAUUUUUGGCAUUGAAUGAGACGGGUAUACACCACAUAAUUGAGUUGUUUUUGGCGUUAGCGCUCUGCGGCGACUUUGUGGAACUAGCGCCAAAACUAAGUACCAAACUGCUUUCCAUUGCGUUGGACAAAAUACCAGCAGGCCGCCAAAUUGCAGUCACUAAGGGCCAUAUGGCGCUACUAAUACUCUACGCCGAGCAGCGUUGCGAAAUUGACGAAUAUGUGGCGAAGAUUCUACAGCAGCUUUCGGCUAUAAAUAACGAUUUGAGCGUCUCAAAAGUACUGGCAGAUGCCUUAUUAGAUAUUUUCAUGCAAGCGGAUGAUUUUCGUCGCGGUGAGCACUUGCUCAUUGACUCAUGGCUGCCAAAUUUUCUUCAAACCUGCACCCCUGUGGAGCAAGAUCGCAGUCUAGAGGCGCUCCAUCUUAUAUUCGGUAAGCUACAGUGCAAUGAAGCGCUUAUCGAGGCCAACUCUGAACUGUUCCGAGCACUCAAUACGCACGUGCUGCCAUUUGUAAAGCAACAAUUUGCUUGUGGCUAUUGUCAGUGGCUGCCGCAGCUGGCGGCGGACUUUUGCACACAUGCAUGCACUGUGCCGGACACGCAGGCGUUUCAAAAACUAUUUACUUGCUUCAUCGAUGCGCCAGUGGCGUGCCGACAGUCUUUGCCACAGUUUCUACGCAAAGUAUUGCAAACAGAUCGUGGCGCGUUGAUUGAGCCAAAUGUGGUAAUACAUGUAUGGCUAAAGAGUUUGGUACAAUUGACCGCCAUCAACGAGGAUGUGGGUCAGUUGACGCGAUUCGUUGUGCAGCUUGAUGAGUUCAGAACGAUGACCAACGACUUGAAUGUGGAUGAGCUGAUGCAAGCAAAGGAGCCGCUCUGCGUCUUUAUAGCAGCAGUGGGCAAAUAUUACGACUUGUGCGCAACGGAUUACCAACGCCGCUUUCGCAUUGCGGACAAUUUGAAUGCAUACCUAAGAAAUUUUGACAAGUGGUUGCAGUCGGACCUAAAGCAAGAGAAAACAGAAGUGGCCUUUCGUUUUUACAGCUUCCUCGCGAUAGUAAUUUACAAUUGUGCUCACAUUGUCUACACGAAAUCCAAGGUAAAUUGCUUCUUUCAUGUCGUCAUGACGCGCUUUGUGCUGCCCACUAACGUGCAGAUGGGCAAAGCGCCAGACGGAAAGCUGGCGCAUUUGAUACAUAAAAUUUGGCCGGUGCUCGUGCAAGGCAUUGGAAGGUUAAAUUUUAGAGCCGACCCGUACAUCAGUAAAACGCUCACAGACCUGAUACAGAAGUGGACGCCACAUUUCAAAAUUUCACCAAACGCUAAAGUGGUUGCACGGCCUUUUGUCAGUUGUCUGCAAAGCGACAACAACGAGCUGUCUUUAUUCGUCUUCGAAAAGCUAACGAACCUAUUUUUAGCUACGCAACGCCGUCAAGCCGAUCCGAACGCCUGUCUUGUAGUUACAAUUUUUCAGGAAGUGGUCGAAUCAAUCGACACCAGUAGCAGUCCAAUCGACAUAUUAACGCUGCGUCUAGAUACUUUUAUGAAAGCCACGUCGCUACUCAUGCUCGAGCACGUCAUGAUGGUGGACGAGGUGGUGCCCAGUCGGGGACUUCUGCUCGAUUUAUUUAAACGUAUUGUCACCAGCACUACUUAUAAGAGUUCAGCUUCGCUGCAGGCACUACUCUCUGAACAUUUACGAAUGCUUACCAAGAAGCAUUUGGCCUAUUACACGUUCUUCUUCUUCGAUCUGCUGCAACGGCUUGCGCAAUUCACACCGGAGACGAUCUUGCAAAUCAUGGAGUUUUUAGUCGCUGAAGUGCGUGUCGUAGAACAAAAGCGAGGCGCUGGCGAGGAUAAUCGCAUGAGAGGUUGCUUGCAAAAGUUGCAGCAAAGUUUGAAAGGAGUUAGGCCAAAUUAGGAAGUGCGUGUAGUUCGUAACACGUUUAUUCGGGAGCGUGUCAUUAUUCUGUAUUACAAAAUUCUGGGUGACAAAAUUCUGUAAAUUGCAAAAGAAUUCUGCUUUUUUAAAAUUCUGCUUUCUAAAAUUCUGCUUUUCAAAAAUUCUGCUUUAUUCCAGUUUUGUGAUUUUCGUCAUACAAGAAGUAACAAAAUAAACAUUUAUUCCAUAAAUAUACAUAUGUAUAGGGUAUUUUUUUGAAGUGCGGCCGAAGGCCGCCCACGCGAAAAGAAGUUCUA
This is a messenger RNA of Anastrepha obliqua, 3783 nucleotides long. RefSeq names its product protein MMS22-like. Lineage: Eukaryota; Metazoa; Arthropoda; Insecta; Diptera; Tephritidae. Gene Ontology annotation, biological process: replication fork processing; double-strand break repair via homologous recombination. The record is from RefSeq and is a predicted model, not a curated record. The transcript has 3 exons. Gene Ontology annotation, cellular component: nuclear replication fork. The coding region runs from base 68 to 3505 and encodes 1145 amino acids.